Molecule: messenger RNA, 885 nt
Organism: Hyaloscypha bicolor E
Lineage: Eukaryota; Fungi; Ascomycota; Leotiomycetes; Helotiales; Hyaloscyphaceae
Product: RTA1-domain-containing protein
Exons: 2
Coding region: 1-885 (294 amino acids)
Cellular component (GO): plasma membrane; fungal-type vacuole
Source: RefSeq, a predicted model, not a curated record
AUGGCGAUCAUCAUUAACCGAAACAUCUGCGUUGCUCCAAUUCCUGGUCGUACCAGUACAUACGGCUAUGUUCCGUCUCUCGCAGCUGGUAUCGUAUUCUGCGUCCUUUUUGGCCUGAGCAUGCUCCUGCACACCUUCACAUCUAUUCGAUAUCGCACUUGGUGGCAGCUUGUUUUCACGGUUGGAGCGCUUUGCGAGGUUCUUGGAUGGGCUGGCCGUGCUUGGUCUCACUCCUGUCCCUAUCAAACGACUCCCUACCUGCUCCAAAUAUGCACACUCAUCAUUGCACCAACAUUCUUCACUGCUGGAAUCUAUGUCAUUCUCGGUCGACUCAUUCGAUCGUUCGGAAGAGGCGUCUCCCCUAUCUCUGCAGCUGCCUACCUUUACAUCUUCUGUACCGCCGCUGUGGUGUCGUUAGUAGUCCAGGCUGUGGGCGGGGGAAUGGCCGCAAUUGCGUUCGAACAGAAUCCACCCAAGAACACCGACAACGGAACGCAUAUCAUGGUGGCCGGGAUCUUGUUCCAACUCGCCUCGAUAAUAAUCUUCGUCAGCCUCUUCAUCGUCGUUAUCUUCCGAGCGCUGAAGAGCAAAGGCGAAGUCUUGACGCAAAGAAGAAUUCAAUGGAUCAUUGCUGCCAUGGUUCUCUCGGUCGUGCUCAUUGUCAUAAGAAGCAUAUAUCGAACGAUUGAACUUCUGCAAGGAUGGUCGGGAUAUCUGAUCACGACGGAGAGAUAUUUCAUUGCGUUGGAUGGUGCGAUGAUGGUUGGAGCUGUCGGUGUUUUCAAUAUUGCCAGGCCUGGGUGGGCGAACACAACAAACAAAGACUCGGACUUCGAAGGGGAGAGCCAGGUAGAGAUGACUGAUAGAUCACGAAGUAAGGAUUAG